Cajanus cajan (pigeon pea) is the source of this 3744-nucleotide messenger RNA. RefSeq names its product DNA-directed RNA polymerase 1, mitochondrial. Lineage: Eukaryota; Viridiplantae; Streptophyta; Magnoliopsida; Fabales; Fabaceae. Gene Ontology annotation, molecular function: DNA binding; DNA-directed RNA polymerase activity. The record is from RefSeq and is a predicted model, not a curated record. Gene Ontology annotation, cellular component: mitochondrial DNA-directed RNA polymerase complex. Gene Ontology annotation, biological process: mitochondrial transcription.
AAAACACAACGAGAGGGGCAAAGACAUAAUAGGUUUUAUGGAGGGUUUAAAGGCGGCUGCCUGGCUGGGAGUGUUUGUGUCUCAGAUCUUUUAACAGUUACCCCAACUCAACCCACUCUCUCCCAUCUCCAAAAUGUUGAGUAACUUGGCCAAGCGAGCCUCCGCAACCUUAAGGAACAACCUUCGUGUUUCUUCUUCAUCUCCUAGAUUUUGUGGUCCCCAAACAAGGACAAGCGCAAACGCACGCCCAUUUCAGGGUUUCACCAACGUCGGGGUGGGUCGGCCCAAGUCGUUGCUCUGCGACGGUUUUUCUCCUCCGAUGGCGCUGGGCAGAGGCCUGGCGAGCGUGGCGGAGGCUAUCGAAUCGACGGACACGGAGGACGAUCAGGAAGAGGUGCAGAAGUUGUUGGAGGAGAUGGCGAGGGCGGAGGAGAAAUCGGAGAGCAACAGCUACAAGUACAAGAUGCUGAAGCGGAGGCAGAUAAAGGCGGAGACGGAGGCGUGGGAGGAGGCGGCGAGGGAGUACGAGGAACUGUUGGAGGACAUGCGCGAGCAGAAGCUUGCGCCGAAUUUGCCCUACAUGAAGUCGCUGUUCCUGGGUUGGUUUGAGCCUCUGCGGGAUGCGAUUGUGGCUGAUCAAGAGCUUUGCAAAGACAGCAAGUGCAGGUUGAGCCAUGCUCUCUAUUUCAACGAGUUGCCUGCGGACAUGAUGGCUGUGGUCGUCAUGCACAAGUUGAUGGCCUUGUUGAUGACCAAUUCCAAUGGGGUCGGCACUGCUCGAGUCAUUCAAGCCGCUUGUCAUAUAGGUGAAGCCAUUGAGCACGAGGCUAGGAUAUACCAAUUUAUGAGGAGGGAGAAGAGAACAACCACAGACAAAUCAUCUGAUCUUGCGCGUGUUGUACAAGGAGGAAAACAGACUGAAGAAAACGAGGAAAUGGAUAAAAAGCAGAACAUACUUCGGAAGAGAGUUGCGGGUUUGAUCAAAAAACAGAAGAAGCAACAAGCAAUGCGAGUAGUUCGGGGACAAGAUAAUUGGAAACCUUGGGGUCAAGAAGCUCAAGUAAAGGUUGGUUCUCGAUUGAUGCAACUGUUAAUAGAAACGGCCUACAUUCAGCCACCCUCCAAUCAGUUUGGAGAUGGUCCACCAGAUAUACGCCCUGCAUUUAAGCAUACCCUUAGAACAUUGUCAAAUGAUUCACAGAAGGAAUUUAGGAGAUAUGGUGUUAUUGAAUGUGAUCCUCUGGUGCAAAAUGGCCUUGAGAAGUCUGCAAGGCACAUGGUCAUCCCUUACAUGCCAAUGUUGGUGCCACCUAUUAGCUGGACAGGGUAUGACAAAGGUGCAUACUUGGUUUUGCCAUCUUAUGUUAUGAGAAUACAUGGAGCCAAGCAACAACGUGAAGCAGUUAAGAGGGCUCCCAAGAGUCAACUUGAUCCUGUUUUUGAGGCCCUUAAUACCCUUGGCAAUACCAAAUGGAGGGUAAACAAAAGGGUGAUUUGUGUGAUAGAUCAAAUAUGGGCUAAUGGAGGACGUUUGGCUGGUUUGGUGGAUCGUGAAGAUGUUCCCCUCCCCUCGGAACCGGAUACAGAAGAUGAAGCAAAAAUCCGAAAAUGGAAGUGGAAAGUCAAAGCUGUGAAAAAGGAGAACAGUGAGAGACAUUCACAGCGAUGUGACAUAGAACUUAAACUUGCUGUUGCACGAAAGAUGAAGGAUGAAGAAGGCUUCUAUUAUCCUCACAAUCUUGAUUUUCGAGGGCGAGCUUAUCCCAUGCACCCAUAUUUGAACCAUCUUGGUUCUGAUUUAUGUCGAGGCAUGCUUGAGUUUGCAGAGGGACGUCCUCUAGGGAAGUCAGGCUUGCAUUGGUUAAAAAUACAUCUUGCAAAUUUGUAUGCUGGUGGUGUCGACAAGUUAUCUUAUGAUGGUCGAAUAGCAUUUACUGAGAACCACCUGGAUGAUAUAUUUGAUUCUGCAGACAGGCCUCUUGAAGGAAAGCGCUGGUGGUUGCAGGCAGAGGAUCCUUUUCAGUGCUUGGCAGCAUGCAUCAAUCUCUCUGAAGCAUUGAGAAGCCCCACUCCUGAGACUACCAUUUCUCAUAUGCCAGUUCACCAGGAUGGUUCAUGCAAUGGCUUACAACACUAUGCAGCGCUUGGGAGGGACAAGUUGGGUGCUGCUGCAGUCAAUCUUGUUGGUGGAGAUCAGCCGGCUGAUGUUUACUCAGGAAUUGCUGCCAGAGUACUUGAAAUCAUGAAAAGAGAUGCAGAGAAAGAUCCCCAAACUAAUCCAAAUGCAUUGCAUGCUAGGCGGCUAAUCAACCAGGUGGACCGAAAGUUGGUGAAGCAAACAGUGAUGACAUCAGUCUAUGGAGUGACUUAUAUUGGGGCCAGGGACCAGAUAAAGAGGAGGCUAAAGGAGCGUUGUGCCAUUGAGGAUGAUAUUGAGUUGUUUGCUGCUUCCUGCUAUGCAGCAAAAACCACUCUCACUGCCUUAGAAGAGAUGUUUGAAGCUGCUAGGAGUAUUAUGAGUUGGCUAGGUGAAUGCGCAAAGGUGAUAGCUUCCACUAACCAAGCAGUCCGAUGGAUCACUCCCCUUGGUCUUCCUGUAGUACAACCCUACCGACAAUUAGGAAGACAUCUUAUAAAGACUUCCCUUCAGAUAUUGACAUUACAACGGGAGACUAACAAGGUCAUGGUUAAAAGGCAAAGAACAGCUUUUCCCCCAAAUUUUGUUCACUCUCUUGAUGGUUCUCACAUGAUGAUGACUGCAGUUGCUUGUAAAAAAGCCGGGUUGAAAUUUGCAGGGGUUCAUGAUUCAUAUUGGACACAUGCCUCUGAUGUUGAUGAGAUGAACAGGAUACUCAGGGAAAAGUUUGUUGAACUCUAUGAGGCUCCAAUAUUGGAAAAUUUGUUGGAGAGCUUUCAAAAGACUUUCCCAACAUUGAGCUUUCCUCCCUUACCCGAACGAGGAGACUUUGAUCUUCGGGAGGUUUUGGAGUCUACCUAUUUUUUUAACUAGGACUCUUGGAAACUCGGGUUAUUUAUCUAGUUCUACCUUCUCCUGGGGUCCUGUGGAGAUCACUCCAAUAUGAUGAAAUUUGUAUAUAUCUACAUGCAUGGGAUUGCGAAAGCCCCAAUGACAACAGUCAUGGAGAAGAAACAAGUUUGUGAAGCAAGGAUUGAGUUGUCAAAUUAGAGUGCCUUACAGGAAUUUUGUACAUCUUUUCUACGCCUGUUUCAAACAGGCAUAAUUCCUUCCGUUGUUGGAAUUCCAGUUAUCCAAAUCCGCCAUUUAUAGAAGAUACAAGGAAUGAAGGGAUCUAACUUGGGUUUUUCAUGAAAGAAAGGGGCCUCUGCUCAUGGCUUUACAAAUUUUGAACUAUACAGCAGCCAAUCUGUUUUUAGUUCAUGGUUGAUGUAACACAGACUAAUGAAGGAUUGGAGCACUGGUAUUCAUUUCUGGUAUUUUCUCAGAUCAGGAAGCUUCAGUCUGCUUGGUUUUCCGUUGCAAUCAAGGUUGUUGGAAGAUCCUUUUAUGUUGCUUUUUUAUACAUUGUAUUUUAUUUCAAUCUUCUUGGGAAGGGAUUAGGAGCAUGUAUAACAUUUUUGUCAUGGUUACUGUCAUAUUUGUUCCGACACUGAUUUUUUCCAUUAUUUGCAUUGAAUAUAUGUAAAGAAAAUAAAUACUAAAGAAAUAAAGCUUGUUAUUCAAGUUUCAAUUAGUAAAUGGAUGUAUGCUGUUUAUUGUUACUU